CCCACAACACAAAACCACCACCAUCCAUCGCAAACCUUGCAAAACCACUACGGAAAAAAACACCCCUCCUUUUUUCUUUCGAGCAGAGAUUUUUGAUCACGGCUCGAUUAUCCGCCCUUCAUAUGUGAGUAUAGCCCUUUUCCUGACCGUCGUCCGCGGGGAGGAGAGAGAGCCUCUCCAUUCACCAAUAUGGGAUAUUAUUCAACUCGACUGGGAUCCCGUCAUCGACAUCAACAAAAAAAACCCCUCCAGAGCUUGCCAGCUGCCAACCACAAAUUCACCUCUUGUAUCUGACGAAGGCGGCGCACACACACGCACCUCCAUCUCCAACUUCCCCACAUCGCGCACCGCACACACACAACACACACGCGCACACACACAAGCACACACAUGCCACUUGCCCCUCCCCACGUCAACCACAUUGCGACAAGGCCGUCUUUCGCCUCCCAGAUCUUUUCCCCUUCUCACACGAAAAGCUUGGCUCAAUUCCUCCCCUCGACAAUCUCAAAUCACCUCAUCGACUUUGCCGUUAAUCUAACGACUUUCUUCCAGUUCUAAACACCACCGUUGCUACUCCUCACCAACCCAAUAUCAAUCGCAAUGGAUUUCCAGGGAUCUGCCGGCGCCCCCCAGGCUCGCACCUGCUUCACCUGCGGUGCUGCUGGUCACCAGGCCCGCGAGUGCCCUAACCGUGGCGCCGCCAAGUGCUACAACUGCGGCAACGAGGGUCACAUGAGCCGUGACUGCCCCGAGGGCCCCAAGGACACCAAGUCCUGCUACCGCUGCGGCCAGGCUGGCCACAUCAGCCGUGACUGCCCCCAGGGCGGCAACGUCGGUGGUGGUGGCCCCUCCAGCUCCGAGUGCUACAAGUGCGGUGAGGUUGGUCACAUUGCCCGCAACUGCCCCAAGGCCGGCGGUGGCUACGGUGGCGGCUACGGUGGUGGUCACUCCGGCGGUGGUGGCUACGGCGGUGCCAGCCAGAAGACCUGCUACUCUUGCGGUGGCUACGGCCACAUGUCUCGCGACUGCACCAACGGCUCCAAGUGCUACAACUGCGGCGAGAACGGCCACUUCUCCCGCGAUUGCCCUAAGGAGUCUUCCGGCGGCGAGAAGAUCUGCUACAAGUGCCAGCAGCCCGGACACGUCCAGUCCCAGUGCCCCAACAACUAAGUAUGCGAUGACUAUCGGCGAUGAGUUGUCUGCCUUUAUGGCAGAUUCGGUUUCGAGACGGUUCGACGGCUUCGAGGCCUCCGUGGCUCACUUUUGCGAUAUCAACUAGGCAUUGCGGAUGCUUUGUACAUUUCCUUUUUUCACCCCCGUCUUUUUUCGUCUUUUCUUCCUUGCUCUCAUGUUCUCACGGCAAACAACUCUGGGACUCGGCCCGCGGAAAAGUUUUACACGGACAACGGCAUAUGAAUCACGGCUUUUUCUUAACGCACCAAGAUACACCUUUCGCAUUGGGUCCGCUACAACCUCGGCAAAAUGCGGGGUUUGGUUCGGAUCGUUUGGAUGACGAUGGCACAGCAACGCAAUAGGGAGACACAAGCUUUUGCGCUUACCUCUUCUCCGGUUUUCUUCUUAUGGAAAAGAAACUGGGAGGAGGGGAGUGAGCAGGCAGAGUGGGAGGGCCUCUUUUUUGUGGGCCGGAAUAGCUUUCGACCUCUGAUAGACUUGG
Colletotrichum scovillei is the source of this 1675-nucleotide messenger RNA. RefSeq names its product putative zinc knuckle. Gene Ontology annotation, biological process: positive regulation of cytoplasmic translation. Lineage: Eukaryota; Fungi; Ascomycota; Sordariomycetes; Glomerellales; Glomerellaceae. The record is from RefSeq and is a predicted model, not a curated record. Gene Ontology annotation, cellular component: cytoplasm. The transcript is spliced from 8 exons. The coding region runs from base 601 to 1170 and encodes 189 amino acids. Gene Ontology annotation, molecular function: translation regulator activity; mRNA binding; single-stranded RNA binding.